Messenger RNA from Paramecium pentaurelia, 389 nucleotides. NCBI's taxonomy places the organism in Eukaryota, Ciliophora, Oligohymenophorea, Peniculida, Parameciidae. The record is from the annotation of a GenBank genome assembly.
UAUAAAUUUAAAUGAGAAAGAGAUUCAUUAAUAUAAAAUAUGAUAAAUCUUUUUAGAGAAUUCAUUUUGGUGAUAGAUUUUAAACAAAAUGUAUAUAUUAAAUAUCAAUAAUUAAAUGACAGAAUCAAUAAAUUUUAGUUACAAUUAGAUUAUGUAUAUUAAUAAUGUUAAUUUUAAUAAGAUAAUUAGAGUAGUAGGUAAUUCCUUUGAAGCUGCAAUUGUUCAUCGAAUUUCAUUAAUUGAUUAAUGAAUUAUUGCAAUUAUUUUACUAUGAUAUGAGAAUGAAACGCCCAAAAGAUACAGCAGUGUUUUUAAUUCACAAUAAAUGAAUUUAGUGAUUAUAAUCAAAAGAGUCAUAAAAUCUGUGGACAAAUGAUUUAAUGGACAAG